This is a messenger RNA of Blastomyces dermatitidis ER-3, 720 nucleotides long. RefSeq lists its product as uncharacterized. The record is from RefSeq and is a predicted model, not a curated record. Lineage: Eukaryota; Fungi; Ascomycota; Eurotiomycetes; Onygenales; Ajellomycetaceae. The transcript is spliced from 5 exons. The coding region runs from base 1 to 720 and encodes 239 amino acids.
AUGGCACAGCCCUUACAGAGAGAAUUCGGCGGAACCACCAACUCUCGCACACUACAAUACUGUGUACUACUAAGUUACACUGCUGCUGCAUGGUUGUCUCAGAACAAUCGGAAAAGCCUUGAUAUCAGAGGGACAGGGCAGCCACUUCCUGAACGUCGAUCUUCUGCUCCUGUGAAACAAUCGCAGCCACCAACGGCUGGCUGGAACGACAAUGGAAAAUCAAUCAAUAACACAAUCUACACGCGUGAAAGCCCCAAAUUACUCGGGGCCAUCUCGUGCCCUCGCCUACUCGACACCCUGGUACUACGAGCUAAGGUUCAAGAGGAUCUCCGCUUCGAGAAUAAGCAGAAUCAGUCAUCACAGAUUUUCAACAAGCAUGGCAUUACAUAUGCAAACCACCCUGUCCUCCUCCCCGACGGAAGCACCAGUGAAAUUGCGGAUGGAAGCGAUUUCCUGCACGUUGUCCGCCAAGACUGCACCAUUCUCCGCCCUGCGAUGACUGCGUAUUGGACCAUUCUUCUUCAGGAAGAUGCUAGGUUCAAAUAUUACCAGCGAGAGCUCUCUGGCGCCAAUAAUGGCCAGAAUCGCGUCCGUUGCGCGUGGUUUGAGGAGGAUCGAAUUGAUACCAGCGAGAAGUUGGGUAUUCCAACAGUCCGACGAGGUUCGCGCAAUGUUUCGCACACAGGAUUGGACUAUCCAGGUGGAAAUAUUUCACUAUGA